Monosiga brevicollis MX1 is the source of this 297-nucleotide messenger RNA. RefSeq lists its product as uncharacterized. The record is from RefSeq and is a predicted model, not a curated record. Gene Ontology annotation, molecular function: protein binding. The transcript has 3 exons. The annotation marks the transcript as partial. Lineage: Eukaryota; Choanoflagellata; Craspedida; Salpingoecidae.
GGCUGGACACCGCUUCAUCUGGCAUGCCGAAGCGGCCACACCAAAGUCGCAGGUCUGCUCCUUGAGCUCAAUGUCAAUGUCAACUGUUAUAGCCAGUUUGGUGAGACGCCGCUGCAUAUGGCAAGUCAGGGGGGCCAUUGCAGCGUCAUUGAUCUGCUACUUCAACGCAAAGCUGACGUAGAGGCCACAGACAGAGUGCGUGAAACGCCACUGCACUGGGCUUGCCAGCAUGCAAGGAAUGCUGAAACCAUCGAACUGUUGCUGCGCAACCACGCGAAUGUGGACCAAGAGAACAAG